Molecule: messenger RNA, 1104 nt
Organism: Rotaria sordida
Lineage: Eukaryota; Metazoa; Rotifera; Eurotatoria; Philodinida; Philodinidae
Source: the annotation of a GenBank genome assembly
AUGCAUAAACGUGAAUUGGCACGACUCACGAAACAACGGGAAUGGCUUGAUGGACGCUCAACCAAAUUAAUGAAUCAAGAUGGGCCUUGUACAACAAGUGAUAUGGAGAAUAUGCAACAAUUUCUCGAGUUCUAUCACAAAACACUAUCGAAACUCGACGAUGAAACAGUUCAGGAAGAAGAGGAAGUCAAGAAAUUGAAUGCUCGUCAAGAUGCUUUGAACGCUCAAAUCAAUGAACACGGCGCUGUAGCCCAAGCGAAUCGACGAAAGAUAUGUCGAGAAGUGACGAUUACAGUUCAUAUAGCUAGUGGUAAAAUUGAUGUGGCACUCGAAGUUUCGUAUUUGAUCGGGAAUUGUUCUUGGAGUGCCAGUUACGAUGUUCGUGUCAGCAGUGUCGAAGCAAAUCGACAGAGAACACAGUUAACAUAUUAUGGGAUUAUUGUGAACAAAAGCCAAGAGAACUGGCUCGAUGCGAAUUUCUCGUUGUCGACAGCAAGACCGUCCUUAGGUGGCACUCCACCGAAAUUGAACACACUCAAAAUUGACUAUUACAGACCACUGAUCAUUUAUCCUAAGCGAACGCUUCGAUCAGAAUCAAUGGACUAUAUGAGUAGUAUGUGUUCAGCAGGUGGAGUUAUGGCUGCACGUGUGCCUAUGAACCGAGCAAAGGGUGCAUUCAGAUCAUUUCGUGGUAAAUCGACGCUUGCUUAUGAUCUGACCAUUGAAGAUGAAGACGAUGAUGAUGCUGAGACGAAAGUUAAUGUUCUCGCCUCUAAAACCGAAGCCAGCAUGUCUAGUACCAGCUUUGUUAUUCCUCGUCGAUCAACCAUCGAUUCUGAUGGAAAACCACACAAAGUUACGAUUGGUGUUCUAGAACUUACUUCAACAUUCACAUACACUGUUGUACCGAAAAUGUCACUUCGUGCGUAUCUCAAAGCGUCAACCGUGAAUACAUCCGAUAAACAACUUCUUGCUGGACCAGUAUCUGUGUUUAUGGACAAUAAUUUUAUCACGCAUAGUUCGAUCGAUAAUGUUUGUGUUGGUGAUACAUUCGACCUUCCAUUGGGUACAGAUAUCAGUGUCAAGAAAGUAGCUGCUGAAUGA